GGACUACUUUAAUAAAUGUCUUAUAUAUCUUUUCUUUUCCUUAGAAACCUGCCCAGAGCGAUUUGGAUUGGACUGCCACUUGUCACGUGUGUCUAUGUCCUAACGAAUGUCGCAUACUUCGCGGCUGUUGCUCCGAAUGAGCUCCUCGCCUCUCCUGCUGUUGCCGUGACAUUUUCUAAUAUUGUGUUUGGAAGCAAAGUGGCCUGGUGCAUGCCUAUUUUCGUGGCUUUAUCCACAUUUGGAGGAGUAAAUGGGAACCUUUUUACAUCUGCACGGUUUUUUGCUAUGGCAUCACACGAAGGUCAGUUGCCUGAAGUUUUAGGAAUGAUAAGUAUUCGUAGGUGUACGCCUGUACCAUCCCUGCUGUUGACGUGUUUCAUGUCUCUUAUUAUGCUGUGCACGAGUGACAUCUAUGCCCUUAUCAAUUACCUGAGCUUCGCCCAAUGGCUGUGGACUGGUAUUGUCAUCUUAGGUCUCAUGAUCAUGAGAAAGACGAGGCCUCACAUGCACAGACCGAUCCGCGUUUCCCUCAUUUGUCCUGUCGUCUUCCUUGCUUGCUGUGUUUUCCUGACAGUUUUCCCGAUGAUUGCGGAACCUGUAGAAACUGGCAUAGGUCUAGUUAUCAUGCUUGCUGGACUUCCAGUAUAUCUGAUAUUCUGUUACAAGCAGCCAAAACAUUCACGACUAAGAGGUAGAUUAUAUGUGGAAAUAACAAGAUUCUUGCAGAAAUUGCUAGAGGUUGUGACUCCCGAAGAAAAAUUUUCCUGAUGAUGACAAGGUGCUGGAAGUAAUUUCAUAAUGCAGCUAACUAAAAAAACUGAAUUGACAUGGGGUGUCGAGUCAAAAAAACUCGUUUUUCAUACUUGUCAAAUGAAUGUCUUCAUUUACAUAUGAAUUGUUCCUUUCAAUUUUUUAUUCUGAUGAGAAUUUUUUUAUCGUUGAUAUGUAUUGUUGAAUAUUAUAAACUCCAGAUUUUUUUUUUUUUUUUACAGAAAAAAAAAAAAAAAAAAAAAAAAAAAAGCUUUUUAUAUAUCUUAUGUUAUUUUGUGGUUGACUGUGAUUGUAGCUGUGUUAUUAAGGGAAUAGUAAUUAAUGCAUGUUUCUAGGAAUGGCAAAAAUCUCAAGUUAAAAAAAUGGAUAGGCCAUAACUACUGUGAAAUAUAAAAUAAUUGUACUUUUAAUCAUCAUUAUACGAAAAACGUUUUAGGAAGUAAUGCAAAUAUAAAAAGAAAUAUCUAGUUCUGAAAAGAAAAUAAAUUACCAUUCAAAAUUAAUUAAAAAAUUUUAUUACAUACCUUUUGUUUAGAAUUAAAGAAAUAAAAUGGAAAAGGAGGGAAUGAAUAUAAUAAUUAUUGCAAGAGAAAUUGAAAACAGAGCUUCUUUUGAAAAUGUAAUAAAUUUGAAACAACGAAGUAUAAAUAUUUCUUUAGACAUUUCUUCGGAAGCAAUCGUUUUGUAAGCCAAUUUCAGUGCAAAUGAGAAGUAACUGUAAUUACAGAAGAUUUUGAGAUACAGCUAAUCGUCACAGUAUAAGAAUCUGUUAAAGAUCUCUAAAUUAGCAAUGUAUAUUUUUUAAUACUAAUUUUUGUCUCUCGAAAAUCGAGAGGGGAAAUUGCGCGGUAUAUUUGCCUGUGCUGAAGGAAGGAGCUAAAAGACAAAGAAUUUAGAAGAUUAAAAAUCAUAUUAAAAUACUAUAUUAAGUAUUUCAACGAAGUCUUACAGUUUUAUUACAAUCAAUAUUAAUACUUAAGUACUGUUCUUUGCUAUCGCUUUAUGCAUUUUACGUUUAUCAUAAAUCUGAAGUUUCGAAAUAACAUGCUGAAAAUAUCUGGGGGGGGGAUACACCAGGGAGAGAAAUAUGCGAGUAAAUACUGUAAUUAUACGUAAAUAGGGAAAUAACUAUUUUAACUGCCCUAUCUUUAAUUACUUUAGAUCUUCAACUACACAGUGUCCAUUUGUCAUUUCACUUAAAAGCCAGUUUAAGAUAGCUUUAAAAUAUACUAAAGACACUAUAAAUUAGUGCAUUUAUAACAGUUUUCUGUGAAGACCAUCCCCCAUUCUAGUGUUAAUUGUAAAUGUACAUAAGCUUUUCUGGAUCCGUUUGCUAUAUAUUCCGUUUAUACUGUUCCUUUUUCAAAUAUUUAACUUAAAUUACGUAAAUUAAAAAGGUUCAGGUGUUGGAGUAUACAAAUAUUGGUUCAUUAACUGAUGCAAUAUUUUAAUAUACCUCCUCCUGAGAAAAUUGCAGAGUUCAGCCGUGGUUAUUUUUUAGUAGAUUGUAACACAGUUUCCAAUUUUAGAAUGUUUCCCAAAACAAAAUACGGAAUUCAACCUUGUUCUUUUCAUUCCAACAUUUUUUAAGGUAGAUUAUAAAGGAAUCUGAACUUAUAUUUUUGAUAUAAAAGAUAUAUAAAAAACGAACCUGAGAAAAGAAAUUUUUCAUGUGUGUAGUCUUAAAAAUAGAUGUAAUAAUAAUGCAUUUUUCUUUUUUUUUUUUUUUUUUUUUUUUUUUUCUAUUUAUAAGGGGCAUUCAGUGAAGCAUCCUAUAACAGCAAUGAUUUAAAUGCUAAAGGUUCUAUAACAGCAAUAAUUUAAUAUUAUUUUAAAAAUAUUUACAGCUUUUGCGCAUGUAUUCUCGAGGGACAUCAAGCAUACAGUGACGCUCUCGUAAAAGUUGUAGGCUGUUCUUGGAAUUGUUACACAUCGGUUUUGUCGAAUAAUCUCAUUCAUUUUGGCAAACGGGAGCCUUUUUGGUGCAUUACAUUGCUUAUUUCUGCCCAAGACGAUCCUUCCUUUCUAAAGUGCUUUCACCACUUUACUCUUGCAAGUAAAGCAGAAUGCUCUGAGCACGUCUUUGCCUUUCAUCGACUGAUUUCAAUACCAACUACACGACUGAUUUCAAUACUACCUUCUAGCGCCGAAAAUGGACUACCUCUCGUUGUUCUUUCCAUGCCUUUGUUCUGAAAUAUAAUUCUUCCAUGUCUUUGUUGUUGACGCCACCUACCUGGAUGUUCUUCCAUGUCUUUGUUGUGAACGCCACCUACCUGGAUGGUGUUCGUUAUAAAUAUCGGUACCUUCCUUCUUAUAUCGAUGUACAGUUAGUUCCAUCUGGCUUCCCAUGCGUGUAUGAGGUUUUCUUCUUAAAUACACUAGUCAUUAAAAGUAAAGAAUAAUGACAGAAAUAAAAUGUAAUGAAAAAUCAUUAAGGAAAAUUAUUAAUGAAAAAUUAUUAAUAGAAAUUUGUACAAAAGCUUUACUUAACAUAAGUCACAGUGUUUGGCAGUUCAUUAUUUGCAAGUUAUUGAAAUUAAAACCAACUAUAUGGAAACUGGAAAAUGAUGGAAAAAUUAUGUGACCUUUUGUAAAAAAAUUUGUUUUCUUUAAUAUGGUUUAUCGUCACUAUACAACAGUCUAUGAAAUCAAGAUGUGCAUGCCAAGUGAAAGUGUUGACCAAGUCUUGUGGAAUUACAUGCCACUCUUCUGAAAGUGCAAUUUUCAGCUCCUAGAGGGUCUGGGGAGAAAUUUGGCUUGUUGAAAUUCGGCGCCUUAAAGCAUCCCACACAUGAUCACACAUUCGAAUGAUAUCUUCUGUUUGCAAGUAUUCUGAUUCUACAUGUGCUUCAGGAGGCCGAACAUUGUCAUCAACUCUGGGCCAAUAACAAAGUUGCAUGGACAUUUAAUGGUUGAGCUUUGCCAUUGUUGAACUUUGCCACAUGGCAAAGCACAAAAAUCCAUUCUGAUACAAGCACGUCUAUGUCCAUGGGUAUAUGUAACAUGCGUGCGUUGCGCAUCGCAUCGUCAAUCGCCGCAUUUGUAUUACUUCCAGCGCUCACGUAUGCGUGAAAAUGCAAUUUUAUGUUCAACUGCAUUUAAUUAACAUAAAUAAUUACAGCAUUGCGCACUGGUUUUAACAUUAAGUGGGCAUACUUUUUCUCGUUAUCCUUUAAUUUGGAUGGCCCAGUGUCUAUAGUUGUUGCUUUGAGACUUUGGCAGCAUUGCCUGAAAUGCCGCUUUCUCCUGGCAGGCUUUAACUCGUAUUUCAUUGAAUGCCCCUUAUAUUGCGGUAGAAAAUAUUUGAUAAAAAUAAUCACGUUAGAUAUUAAAUUAUGAUCAUUUAUUUAAAAUUUUGUCAGUAUUUCAUACUCUUAAGAUUUUCAAGACAACCAAAAGGUAUAAAAAUGUAUUUUUUUGCUCUAUCUGUAUUUUUAUGAAGUGUAAUCAUGCUACAACAAUUUGCUCAACUUAUCUUGCAACUUGAAAUGUAUUUUAAAUAUUCGUGUAAAUGUUUGUUUAUUAAUACUUUCUAAUUAACCAAGGUUGAUCUUACAACCUUGAUUUAUGUAAUAAUAAGCACGAGUGAAAUAUGUGAUUAGCUCCUGAGUGAAAUAUGUGAUUUAUGCCACUAUACUUUGCUUUAACCAAUGUAUUUUUGUACGGGUGAUUGGACCAGUGUAUUUAUUAUCUGCACAUUAAAUGACUGUACUAUGUUUUAUUUA
Stegodyphus dumicola is the source of this 4496-nucleotide messenger RNA. Its product is annotated as large neutral amino acids transporter small subunit 2-like. The record is from RefSeq and is a predicted model, not a curated record. Lineage: Eukaryota; Metazoa; Arthropoda; Arachnida; Araneae; Eresidae.